Drosophila yakuba is the source of this 2207-nucleotide messenger RNA. RefSeq lists its product as uncharacterized. The record is from RefSeq and is a predicted model, not a curated record. The transcript has 6 exons. Bases 7 to 2154 code for a protein of 715 amino acids. NCBI's taxonomy places the organism in Eukaryota, Metazoa, Arthropoda, Insecta, Diptera, Drosophilidae.
GUCGCAAUGCAGUCAACCCACAGUAAGAGAGAUCGAUCUUCGACGCACAUGGGUCCGCUACUUCUCUGCGCCGUGAUGGUCGUCCUGGUGACUUUGCCUGUCCAAAUUAAUGCCCGUAUGGCCUUUGAAAAGCUAACGGAUUUUGAUUUUCCGGGCAACACGUACUACAGCGUGAAAAACCUCUCCUUGUAUGAGUGUCAAGGAUGGUGUCGCGAGGAGGCAGAUUGCCAAGCGGCGGCCUUUAGUUUUGUGGUAAACCCUCUGUCGCCCUCGCAAGAAACCCACUGUCAAUUGCAGAACGACUCCUCCGCAGCCAAUCCUUCGGCGGCUCCGCAAAGAAGCGCAAACAUGUACUACAUGGUAAAAUUGCAGCUGCGCAGCGAAAAUGUGUGCCACCGACCGUGGAGUUUCGAGAGGGUUCCGAACAAGGUGAUUCGGGGCCUGGACAAUGCACUAAUAUACACCAGUACAAAGGAGGCCUGUUUAUCAGCUUGCCUCAACGAAAGGCGAUUCGUAUGCCGAUCGGUGGAGUAUGAUUAUAACAACAUGAAAUGUGUACUCAGUGAUUCGGAUAGACGCAGCUCUGGACAGUUUGUUCAACUGGUGGAUGCUCAAGGUACGGAUUACUUUGAGAAUCUCUGCUUGAAGCCGGCUCAGGCCUGUAAGAACAACCGCUCGUUUGCCAAUUCCCAAAAAAUGGGCGUCUCCGAAGAGAAGGUGGCCCAAUACGUUGGCCUGCACUACUAUACUGACAAGGAACUCCAAGUGACCUCAGAAUCCGCCUGCCGCUUAGCAUGUGAAAUUGAAUCUGAGUUCCUGUGCCGCUCCUUCCUGUACCUGGGUCAACCCCAAGGAGCGCAGUACAACUGUAGGCUAUAUCAUUUGGAUCAUAAGACCCUGCCCGAUGGUCCAUCCACCUAUUUGAACCAUGAGCGCCCCCUGAUCGAUCAUGGUGAACCCAUCGGUCAGUACUUUGAAAAUCAGUGCGAAAAGACCGCUAGCUUGGCAGCUGGAUCACCACCGGGAACUCUCGAUAAAAUCGAUACUCUACCCGUUAGUCUAGACACCAUUGAAGAUCCAAACCUGACCAACUUAACCCGCAAUGACGUUAACUGUGACAAGACCGGUACCUGCUAUGAUGUGUCUGUGCACUGCAAGGACACUAGAAUUGCCGUGCAGGUCCGCACCAACAAGCCGUUCAAUGGACGCAUAUAUGCUUUGGGACGCUCGGAGACCUGUAACAUCGAUGUUAUUAACUCAGACGCUUUUCGGUUGGAUCUGACCAUGGCUGGGCAGGAUUGUAACACACAGAGUGUGACCGGUGUUUACUCCAACACUGUGGUUUUGCAGCAUCACAGCGUGGUAAUGACCAAGGCCGACAAGAUCUAUAAGGUUAAGUGCACUUACGAUAUGAGCUCAAAGAAUAUCACCUUCGGUAUGAUGCCGAUCCGUGAUCCGGAGAUGAUCCACAUAAAUUCGUCACCGGAGGCUCCACCACCAAGGAUCCGCAUCCUGGACACACGACAGCGCGAGGUGGAGACUGUGCGUAUUGGAGAUCGACUUAAUUUCCGCAUAGAGAUUCCUGAAGAUACUCCCUAUGGCAUUUUUGCUCGGUCUUGUGUGGCAAUGGCCAAGGAUGCCCGCACCAGCUUUAAGAUCAUCGACGACGACGGUUGCCCCACUGAUCCCACCAUCUUCCCCGGCUUCACCGCUGACGGGAACGCUCUGCAAUCCACGUAUGAGGCUUUCCGAUUCACGGAGAGCUACGGCGUGAUCUUCCAAUGCAAUGUCAAGUACUGCUUGGGUCCAUGUGAGCCGGCUGUGUGCGAAUGGAACAUGGAGUCAUUCGAGUCUUUGGGCAGAAGGCGUCGUCGCUCUAUCGAGAGCAACGAUACAAAGAGCGAGGACGAUAUGAACAUCUCGCAGGAGAUCCUCGUUUUAGACUUUGGCGAUGAAAAGCGCGAGUUCUUCAAGGCAGAUCCCAGCACAGACUUCGCAAAAGACAAAACUGUUACCAUCAUCGAGCCGUGCCCCACGAAGACAUCGGUGCUAGCUCUCGCGGUCACCUGCGCGCUGAUGAUCCUGCUCUACAUUUCGACUUUAUUUUGCUACUACAUGAAGAAGUGGAUGCAGCCCCACAAGAUCGUAGCAUAAUUGGAGCGAUCGAGAAAAAGUAGGAAAAAAAGAAAAAAAAAACAAAAAGGAAG